AUGUUGAUAAACUAUUGAAAAUUGCUGAAAAAUAAUCAUAAAAUGGUGAAAGUGCUGUAUUUCGGUAGGGUUAGGGAAGAUCUCGGGAUUUCAGAAGAAAGCUAUGAAUUUAGUGGAAAUUUGAAUUUAUUACUAGAGUUAAUUAAAGAAAGGCAUCAGAAUAUGCAGAAUUUGAUUGAAGGGGUGCUUGGCUCCAAUAGUGACAUUGCAAUUGCUAAAAACUUGGAAUAUUUAACUACUCUUUCAAGUGAGAUUUCAAAUGAAGAUGAAAUUGCUUUUAUUCCUCCUAUUAGUGGUGGAUAA
Messenger RNA from Blepharisma stoltei, 303 nucleotides. The record is from the annotation of a GenBank genome assembly. NCBI's taxonomy places the organism in Eukaryota, Ciliophora, Heterotrichea, Heterotrichida, Blepharismidae.